Messenger RNA from Oncorhynchus kisutch (coho salmon), 2175 nucleotides. Its product is annotated as moesin-like. The coding region runs from base 81 to 1745 and encodes 554 amino acids. The record is from RefSeq and is a predicted model, not a curated record. Lineage: Eukaryota; Metazoa; Chordata; Actinopteri; Salmoniformes; Salmonidae. Gene Ontology annotation, cellular component: cytoskeleton. Gene Ontology annotation, molecular function: actin binding. The transcript is spliced from 14 exons.
CCUAAAUAAUAUUUAACGUUUAAAAAUACCUUGUGGGCUUCAUGUUUUGAUUGUAGUCCCCUACGACCUCUUGCGAUUGGAUGAUCCUGCAGGCUGAACAGAAAAAUAUCAAUGUUCGUGUCACCACCAUGGACGCUGAGCUGGAGUUUGCCGUCCUGCCCAGCACCACUGGCAAACAACUCUUCGACCAGAUAGUGAAGACCAUCGGGCUGAGAGAGACCUGGUUCUUUGGCCUACAGUACCAGGACAGCAAAGGCUUCUCUACCUGGCUCAAACUCAACAAGAGGGUGACAGCUCAGGAUGUACGCAGGGAGAACCCUCUGUUGAUAAAGUUCCGGGCCAAGUUCUACCCUGAAGACGUAGCUGAGGAACUGAUCCAAGAGGCCACGCAACGACUUUUCUUCCUGCAGGUGAAGGAAGGCAUCCUGAAUGAUGAUAUCUACUGUCCUCCUGAGACGGCUGUGCUGUUGGCCUCCUACUCUGUUCAGACCAAACAUGGAGACUACAAGAAGGACUACCACUUCCCGGGUUACCUCAGCAGGGACAAGCUGCUUCCCCAGAGGGUUCUGGAGCAGCACAAGCUGAACAAGGAGCAGUGGGAGAAUAGGAUAAAGGUGUGGCAUGAGGAGCACAAGGGAGUGCUGAGGGAGGAUGCCAUGGUGGAGUAUCUGAAGAUAGCUCAGGAUCUAGAGAUGUAUGGAGUCAACUACUUCAGCAUCAAGAACAAGAAGGGUUCAGAGCUGUGGCUGGGGGUAGACGCUCUGGGCCUCAACAUAUACCAGAACACUGACAGGAUGACCCCUAAGAUCGGCUUCCCAUGGAGUGAGAUCAGAAACAUUUCCUUCAACGACAAGAAGUUUGUUAUAAAGCCCAUGGACAAGAAAGCCCCGGAUUUUGUGUUCUACGCCCCUCGUCUACGGAUCAACAAGCGUAUCCUGGCGCUGUGCAUGGGGAACCAUGACCUGUACAUGAGGAGGAGGAAGCCAGACACCAUCGAGGUCCAGCAGAUGAAAGCCCAGGCCCGUGAGGAGAAGACUAAGAGACAGAUGGAGAAAGCUCUGCUCGAGAGCGAGAAGAAGAAGAGGGAGAAUGCGGAGAAGGAGACAGAGAAGAUCGCCAGAGAAACCAUGGAGCUGAUAGGCAGACUGAAACAGAUUGAGGAAGAGACCAAGAAAGCUCAGGAAGAGCUGGAUAAGAGGACUCGCAGGGCCCUGGAGCUGGAGAAAGAGAGGACGUUUGCCCAGGAGGAGGCAGAGCGUCUGGAGAAGGAGCGCAGGGCAGCGGAAGAGACCAAGGCAGCCCUCCUACAGCAGUCAGAGAGCCAGAUGAAGAACCAGGAGAACCUGGCUACUGAUCUGACCUCUAAGAUCUCCCUUCUGGAGGACGUAAAGCAGAAGAAGGACGACGAUACAAAGAGAUGGCAGAAAAGGGACUCUGUGCAGGGGGACCACGACGAGACCGACGAGAGCAGCGCCGAGGCCAGCGCCGAGCUGACAUCACCAGGCAUGGUCAGAGACCGCAGCGAGGAGGGACGCAUGACGGAGGCUCAGAAGAAUGAACGGCUACAGAAACACCUCAAGGCCCUGAGUAGUGAGUUGGCCAGCGCUCGAGACGACAGUAAGAAUACUCCCAAUGACCUGAUCCACGCGGAGAACGUUAAGGCCGGCCGGGACAAGUACAGGACCCUCCGUCAGAUACGACAGGGCAACACCAAGCAACGCAUCGACGAGUUUGAGUCCAUGUGAAGGAUAGAAAUAAUGCGAAUGAGAGAGAAGGUGUGUGUGUGUGCGCGUGUGUGGGAGUGUGGGAGUGAGAGAGAGAGAGAGAGAGAGAGAGAGAACAAGAGUCUGUACUGAAUCUAUGUAUUUAAAUGGGAGUCAUAUAGGCAGGUACAGUGUACUAAGUCAUUAAUGCUUCUCCCUAGUAGUAUGUUGUCCCCUGUGACUAAAGAGUGCCAACUUCAUGGGAUUUGUAGUUUGGUCAAGUAAAAUUCUGUGGACUACAAACUGUAGGCUACUAGUACCACAAUCAAAGUGAGUGAAUCUUGAAAUGAAUCUAUGCAAAAUAAUUAUUAGCUGAUAUAGCAUGAAAAACAUAUUUUUAUGUAUGGAUAGAUUAGUGACAGGAAGGGUAUGGAUAGAUUAGUGAGAGGAAGGGUAUGGAUAGAUUAGUGAC